Messenger RNA from Pyricularia pennisetigena, 1968 nucleotides. RefSeq lists its product as uncharacterized. The coding region runs from base 1 to 1968 and encodes 655 amino acids. The transcript has 4 exons. The record is from RefSeq and is a predicted model, not a curated record. Lineage: Eukaryota; Fungi; Ascomycota; Sordariomycetes; Magnaporthales; Pyriculariaceae.
AUGUAUCGACCCUUCGAGCACACAGCUACGUCUCGAGCCAUGGAUUGUGCAACAUUUGCCGUAUACCACGACGACGACCAUUUCGAUGCUGGUAACCUUGCCGAGCAGGCAAGCGAAACCAGUUCUCAGUCUAGUGGAGUUAUCAACCUUCAUGAUCCACUUCAUCCUUUGUUGGUGGGAUCUUUUGUUGCUGCUUGGGGUGGGCCUGAAGAACCGACUGCCCAAAUGCAUGAAGACGAAGAUCUUCCCUCGCCAUGGGGUGAACACCGCCUAAGCCCAACCAGCCGGAGUCAAAGCCGUGAGCUCCAGCAGACAACUGAUAUAGUUCGUGCGCAAACGCCCGUCUCCUUUGAAGAAGAGAAAGUCGGAUGCCCUGGUUUCGGAUAUACAUUUGGCGACGAAGUUGACUGUGGUCAAGACGGGCUCAGGCCAGAAACGCUCCACACCAAAACUCCAGCCAGCGAAUUUUGGGUAAAUAAAACCGAAUCCGGAUAUGCCCCUCAGUGCGGUGAUCUUCACCCAGACCGUAUCCUAGAAAACCGCCAUAUAAGUCAUUGGGAGAUGCAGUGCGUUUUGAGCCGGCGAGGACCUGGCAGCAUGACUGCUGAACAGAUUGAGUAUUAUCAACAGAAGGUCGACAAUUGGUGGUAUGGUAUGUUGCCCGUUAGCCAGGCUGUGGAUGAUGCCGUGGCUCAAACCAGCGGAACGAAGCCAUAUAAAAGCGAAUUUUUAUCUGCUUCUCCACUGGUAGAUUGGCUCGCGGGGAUUGGAUCUGAGCUGAUGCCAGUGCGACUAGCCCAGAAUCCCGGGCCGCCCAGCCUUUCCAAUGCAUCGCAGGGUAAAAAGGUGGAUAGCAGGCGCGAAAAUCUAAGCCAAACACAAUUCGUUAUUGACAGUUGGACCACCAGCACCAGGGAUAACGAAUGCACAAUAAUCGUGCGCUCUUCUGGAGCUGUUUUCUAUCUUCAGUGCAUACCCGCUGAGUUGGAAGCAGAGCCAAUUCUUCUUGCAGACUUCUACAAGUCGCUCAAGAUACUGAAAACCAAUGAACACGAAGACGACGUUGGUGACGAAGGCUACGAUGCGAGAAGGGCUGAGGCAGAAAAGCUUGCGCAACCAUUCAACGAAAUUAUCUCAGCGCUCGCCCCAGACCCACCAAUGCCACCAAUCACAUUGCAUCAAUGGCUUAACCCUGAGUGGUUUCUAUUGAUUGCCACUGCAGAUGAAGGCAAGAUUCGACCAAGGAGAGACUACGAAAAUCCUUAUCUGCCUCCCGGAGAAUAUCGGCAAUCGAGACUAUGGAAGAGCCUUGAUUUGGACAAGUGGGUGCCAAAUUGGUACUUAGCACGUGACGUCCAAAUAAUUUCGGCCAAUCCCGGCGAAAAUCCGCUUUUAUCUCCUCCGUCCAAGGUUUUUGUUCAAGGCGAUGUUACUUGCCAUUUCAAAGGCUUUGAACGCGGAUUUCCGGCAGUUUUUCGUGAGCUCAGAACUUUCCGCAAGAUUUCGGACGCUUUAGCAACCGGUCAAAUCCCAUCUGAUAUGCGCAUUUGUCGCCUCCAAGGUGUCGUGUGCGAUGUCGAUGUCGACACUCCUAACCAAACACGAAUUACUGGUUUGCUCUUGGUGUACAUUGAGCCCAAAAUCACUCCCGCACCCAGCACCUUGAUGAAUAUCGCAAGGUCAACCAACCAGGAAACUCGCAAGCGCUGGGCCAAAGAACUGGGAACGACCGUUCAAACCCUUCACAAGGCUGGGAUACAGUGGGGAGAUGCCAAACCUGACAACAUAUUGGUUGAUAAGAAUGACGACUUGUGGUUGAUUGACUUUGACGGCGGCUACACUCGCACUUGGAGGAAGGUGACCUUGAAGGAUUGGAUAAGAUUCAAGUUUGGCUUUGUAACAUGGGUUGAAGAUUUAUUCCAGAGGCGGACAGAGGCGAUGAAACUUUUCGUAUUCUUCAAGUCUUAG